This is a messenger RNA of Paramuricea clavata, 2701 nucleotides long. NCBI's taxonomy places the organism in Eukaryota, Metazoa, Cnidaria, Anthozoa, Malacalcyonacea, Plexauridae. The record is from the annotation of a GenBank genome assembly.
AGGGAACCACAAGAGAACCAAGAGAAGCAGAUAGAAGAAGAGAGGGACAUGGUAAAACAUCAUUCACUAAUAAUACUAUUAUCAAAUGUUGACUUCUUUCCCGUUUUUCCCGUUAAAAAAUAUAGAAAAGAAACUAUACAAUAAGUUCUUUGUAUGUUUGCAUGGUGAUAAAAUAUAAUAGGUUUUGUUUGUGGAAACACCACGUAAAUUUAUUACUGCAAAGCUUUCGAUCCGUAAGCCCGGAUCUUCAUCAGUGCUAAUAAUAUAUUAUUAUUAGCACUGAUGAAGAUCCGGGCUUACGAAUCGAAAGCUUUGCAGCAAUAAAUUUACGUGGUGUUUCCACAAACAAAACCUAUUAAACUAUACAAUAUUUGAAAAUAUAAACACUCCACACAAUGUUAUUGAUAAUGAUUCGAACAAGAAUAUUGCGAUGAAGAUACGUCCAAAGAGGCCGAAGUUAUAUCGGCGAAAGGUAUGGCUAGUUCAGACAAUUGCGUAAUUUGAUAAUAUACGAUCUCGCUUGACUUUCAAAAGUCAUAAAUCGCUAGGCCUACAAUGUUGAUAAUGACUAAAACUAUUGCGCACUGAACCGAAGAUAUGAACAUACAAAGUCGCCAUAGUAUGCUCGCAAUCCUAUGCUCGCAAUGCAUUACAUCGAUACGUCAUCAAAUGUGCCUUUUCGCGACAUAUACGGACCUCUGGUCCUGUCAUUGCUUCUACUACUGAUUAAAAAUCAGUAGAUGCAAAAACUAUACUAUAUGCUAUAUGAAGCUGAUUAACAUGGACUGUAAAGUAACACAAACUCAUACUUUAUGUUCUACUUUGUUUUUAUUAUAAGAAAUGGAACUGGAAAUAAUUGGGGUAAACUAUCAUUCAUUAUAUUGACAUUAUUUAAAAAAUAGAAAAGAAAUACAAUAUUUAUUCCUUUAAAGUUUUAUCACGCCAAAAACAAAAAUCCUUAAAAUUUAGAACUUUUUCAUGGUUUUAUCCAGCAGAACCAGUUGGCGUGCAGUAUCUUCAGUAUAAGCUUCAAAAACUCAUUAAUAAUUCAUGAAGCAAUUAUUCAAUCUUGAGUAAGAAAUUAGUCACGUGCAUACGUCUUUAUACCAGCUAAAGCACACGUUAACUAAAGACCAUUGUUAUGCAAACUAUAUAAAGAUUUUCAUAUAAAGAUUUUUAUAUAAAGAUUUGACUUAUUAUGCAAACGUUUUUGAAGCCAUUUAAAAAACGAGCAGGUCGUGUUUUAUUAGGUCUAAAGCCACUCGCGCCGCGCGCUCGUGGGCUUUAAACCUAAUAAAACACUCCUGCUCGUUUAUUAAACAGUACUUAAAAUACUCAUUAAAAAUUCAUAAACCUUGUGGCAAAUCAUUUCAGUCAUAAUAGGUCACGUGGAGUGACUUUAUAUCUGAUAUAACUCAUCUUCAUUAGUAUUAUAUAAUUAAUUUGUUCGUCCUAAUUAGUAUGAUUAUAUAAUGCACGAAAGACGCUGAUAACAACUCAAAACAUUUGCCAGAACAAUAUCGCUUUUUGCUCAAAAAACUUCUGCACAAUAUAUAAUUAGUCACCAAUCUUUAACGUAGGCGGAACUGUCAGUAAUUGUCUUUCGUGUCAGUAAAUUAAUUGUAAACCGCUAUUGUAUAGCACUAUUCACUUUGUAUCAUAUCUUAUAUCACUAGCACAUUAUUAAUCUACCCGUCGAAGACUGAAGAAUGGCAGUCAAAAGCUCGUAAUAAAUAAAUCUUUUUAACCAGAGAACGUUUACACAAUUAAUUGAACUGUAGAUGUUGUAAAUUGCAAUGACCUUUCAAUACCAAGAGGUCCUCUCCCAAAAAUAUUUAUUUUUGAAGCUCGACUACUGCUUUUCUUGUACUUUCUGUAGCAAGGCAUAUAUUCAGAAAGGCAUAUAUUCAGACAGGCAUAUAUUUUAAAGGCAUAUAUUUUAAAAACAUAUAUUCAGAAAUUUUGCAUUAAGUCGUAAUUGUACACUUAUAUUUUAGAAUGGUCAUGUAGUGAAUGGAUUUAGAACUUCACAUUUUGUGUAGAGUUUCCACUAUAGCACUCUGUUGGUUCCCACGAGUGCAUAAAUGAUUGACAUAAGUAAAUUUUAUGCAUAAAGAAACUAUUUAAGAACCUGCUUUAAAUUCCCAAGAGCAGAAAAUCGCGUACUUUACAAGGGGAUGUUCUUAACUAAAUUUUAACAGAUGCACCUUGUCAAUAUUUUACGCAUCAUUACGUCUUGGUAGGGCAUUCAAUUUUAACAAUGAGUGAUUUCAAUAGUUUUCGGGUUUUUUGGGACACCCUGUAUAUAAAAUUUCCACUCGAUAAUUUCCAACAAAGAAACCCUUCUAUUAUUGCAUGACAGGCCAUCUGAAGAAUGAAAAAAUCAGUCAAAACACUGAGUGACUGGAUUGCCAUCCAGUCACUCAGUGUUUUGAUGGAACCACAUCUUGUUGACAAGUUGUUGGAACAGCAUUGCUACAACUUGUUAAUGGCACUUAUUUUAUUAUUAUAUUGAAAUUAAACUUGCACUCUAACGUAGAUUUUAUAUUUUUAGGGAGGCAAAAUUGCUGUGCGGUGGAUAGAUCCCGAAGCCAUUACUGAUAUUACAUUUUCAACAGCCACUGAUAUCUACAGUUAUGGUAUUGCACUAUUCGAAAUGCUCUUUCCUGAAAAACCUUAUUGGAAUUGGUGCAACGAAGAA